GACUUCCAAACAUAACCUUCCAUGCUAUCUGUAGACUCUGCUGGAUAUAAAAAUUUUUGUAGCAGAGAGUUGAAGUCAUUUGACUGAAAUGGGGAAGAAGGCGGAUGUGGCGAUCCAACCGCUGCUUACUCACAUGGAGACCCGGAAUGGAGAAAGAAAUCACCCAUAACCAUUUGUCGCCACAUGAUUAUUAUUAUUAUUUUAAAAUAAGGGAACCAUUAUAUGAUCACAGUAUCAUCUUCUUGCGCUUCCUGCGCGAAGUGAAGUUGCAGAGAGAGAGAGAGAGAGAGAGAGAGAGAGAGCAGGGGUGGAGGAAGGUUCAUUGGCGAUUAUGGAGAUAGAGGGCACGCCGGCUACAAAUGGGUACCACAUGCCUGCAGAGUGGGAGCUUCACUCACAAUGUUGGAUGGGUUGGCCUGAACGUGCUGACAACUGGCGUGAUAAGGCAGUGCAUGCACAACAUGUAUUUGCCAAGGUAGCAUGUGCAAUCUCAGAGUUUGAGCCCGUGACUGUCUGUGCAAGUGCUGCUCAGUGGGCCAAUGCACGAACUCAGCUACCACAAAACAUCCGGGUUGUUGAGAUGAGUAUGAAUGAUUCUUGGUUUCGUGAUACUGGGCCAACUUUUGUGGUAAGCAAGAGGUCAUCGACUCCUGGUACCCUGAAGCAGAAACUUGCAGGAAUUGAUUGGAAUUUUAAUAGUUGGGGUGGUGUUGAUGAUGGCUGUUACAAAGACUGGAGUUCUGAUCUUCUUGUUGCGAGGAAGAUUCUUGAAAUUGAGAACAUUCCUAGGUUUCCGCAGUCUAUCGUGCUUGAAGGUGGGAGCAUCCAUGUUGAUGGAGAAGGUACUUGUCUUACAACCGAGGAAUGCCUCUUGAAUAAAAAUAGGAAUCCGAAUUUGACUAAAAAGCAGAUAGAGGAUGAACUCAAGGCAUAUCUUGGAGUCAAGAAGGUCAUUUGGUUGCCUCGUGGAUUGUUUGGUGAUGAUGACACCAAUGGUCAUAUUGACAAUAUGUGCUGUUUUGUGAGGCCUGGUGUGGUUUUGUUGUCCUGGACCGAUGAUGAAUCAGAUUCCCAAUAUGAACGAUCUGUAGAAGCGUUUUCUGUCCUCUCAAAUACUGCAGAUGCAAAUGGUAGAAAGCUACAAAUAAUUAAGCUCCACAUGCCAGGUCCACUCUAUAUGACAGAAGAGGAAGCAGCUGGAGUUAUUCAGGAUGGUGAGGCUAAACCAAGGCCUCCUGGUACUAGACUUGCUGCUUCAUAUGUAAACUUUUACAUUGCCAAUGGAGGGAUCAUCACUCCACAAUUUGGGGACCAAAAAUGGGAUGAUGAAGCUGUACGUGUUUUGUCUCUGGCCUUCCCAAAUUAUAAAGUGGUAGGAAUUGAAGGUGCAAGGGAGAUUGUUUUGGGAGGUGGAAAUAUUCAUUGCAUCACACAGCAACAGCCGGCCAUCUCAUUCAACAUCGAGAAACAGGAUUAACAAGGUUUACUUCUUUUUCAUGUGACGUUGGCUGUAUUUCUGGUAGUGCAUGCUUGUUCAAGUGAAGGCAUCGAGAUGUCAAACACCGACACAUAUUAUAACAAGAAUAUGGGAUUCUACUUCUUCCCAUUCCUUUUAAUCAUAAUAUGGGACUACGAUGAACUCACUUCUAUUCUGCUUUGAUCUUCAGUGUAUCUCAUUGAGAAUUCAUGGUCAGUGAGGAGGUUUGAUUUAUCAGAAGGAUACAUUUAAAAGAGAA
Messenger RNA from Malania oleifera, 1736 nucleotides. RefSeq names its product agmatine deiminase. The transcript has 10 exons. The record is from RefSeq and is a predicted model, not a curated record. NCBI's taxonomy places the organism in Eukaryota, Viridiplantae, Streptophyta, Magnoliopsida, Santalales, Ximeniaceae. Gene Ontology annotation, biological process: putrescine biosynthetic process. Bases 332 to 1477 code for a protein of 381 amino acids. Gene Ontology annotation, molecular function: agmatine deiminase activity; protein-arginine deiminase activity.